AUGGGCCACCGUAGGCCAUGGCUGCACACUUCUGUCCUCUGGGCUGGGGUGGCCAGCCUGCUCCUCCCCCCGGCCAUGACCCAGCAGCUGAGAGGGGCCGGGCUGGGCUUCAAUGAGAACGAGGAUGUUUCCACAGAGAAUGGGCAUCAUUUCUGGAGCCACCCAGACCGUGACAAGGAGGAUGAAGACGUCCCCAAGGAAUAUGGGCACCUACUCCCAGGCCACAGGUCCCAAGACCACGAGGUUGGAGACGAGGAUGUCUCAGGUGAGGAGGUCUUUGCACAGCAUGGUGGUCAGGCCCAUGGGCACAGAGGCCAUGGGAGUGAAGACACGGAAGACUCAGCGGAGCACAGGCACCACCUCCCCAGCCACAGGAGCCACGGCCAUCAAGACGAGGAUGAGGACGAAGUUGUGUCCAGUGAGCAUCGCCAUCAUAUCCUCAGGCAUGGACACCGAGGCCAUGAUGGGGAAGAUGAUGAAGGAGAAGAGGACGAGGAGGAGGAGGAAGAAGAGGAGGUCUCCACUGAGUAUAGGCACCAGGUCCACAGGCACCGAGGCCACGGGAGUGAAGAGGAUGUCUCAGAUGGACACCACCAUCAUGGCCCCAGCCACAGGCACGAAGGCCACGAAGAAGAUGACAAUGAUGAUGAUGAUGAUGUCACCACUGAGUAUGGACACCAGGCCCACAGGCACCGAGGCCACGGGAGAAAAGGUGAAUCCCUGCACCAACCCCGAGAGGGAAGGGGCUAUCAAAAAAGUGAAGAGAAGGUGGUGAUGGACGACUGCACAAUCUGGUAUCGCCCGCCGUCGCACCACAGUCUGAGAAACUGA
This is a messenger RNA of Piliocolobus tephrosceles (Ugandan red Colobus), 831 nucleotides long. Its product is annotated as sarcoplasmic reticulum histidine-rich calcium-binding protein-like. The coding region runs from base 1 to 831 and encodes 276 amino acids. Gene Ontology annotation, molecular function: calcium ion binding. Lineage: Eukaryota; Metazoa; Chordata; Mammalia; Primates; Cercopithecidae. The record is from RefSeq and is a predicted model, not a curated record. The transcript has 3 exons.